Molecule: messenger RNA, 3088 nt
Organism: Coregonus sp. 'balchen'
Lineage: Eukaryota; Metazoa; Chordata; Actinopteri; Salmoniformes; Salmonidae
Source: the annotation of a GenBank genome assembly
AUGGAGUCCCAAAGUGCAGAACAGGAGCUGUCAGUCACCAAGCUACAGAGCCAGGAGGCUAGGCUAAGAGACUCUCUGGCCAAGAUGGCUGCCCUGAGUGAAGGCCUGGCCAACGACAAGGUGGAACUCAACCGCAUCCUGCUACAGGUCAGUGCUGCUGCUACUGCUGCUACUACUACUACUACUACUACUACUACUACUACUACUACUACUACUACUACUACUACUACUACUACUACUACUACUGCUGCUAGUACUACUACUACUACUACUACUACUACUACUACUACUACUAUACUACUACUACUACUACUACUACUACUACUACUACUACUACUGCUACUACUGCUACUACUAUACUACUACUACUACUACUGCUACUACUACUACUGCUACUACUACUACUACUACUACUGCUACUACUAUACUACUACUACUACUACUACUACUACUACUACUUUCUACUACUACUGCUACUACUGCUACUACUAUACUACUACUACUACUGGGGCGGCAGGUAGCUUAGUGGUUAAGAGCGUUGUGCCAGUAACCGAAAGGUCGCUGGUUCUAAUCCCCGAGCCGACUAGGUGAAAAAUCUGUCGAUGUGCCCUUGAGCAAGGCACUUAACCCCAAUUGCUCCUGUAAGUCGCUCUGGAUAAGAGCGUCUGCUAAAUGACUAAAAUGUAAAUGUAACUACUACUACUACUACUACUACUACUACUACUGCUACUGCUACUACUGCUACUACUACUGCUACUAUACUACUACUACUACUACUAUAUGACUACUACUACUGCUACUACUACUAUACUACUGCCCCUACUACUACUGCUACUAUACUGCUACUACUUUGCUAACUAUACUCGACUACUACUACGCUACUGCUACUAACUACACUAACUACUACUCUACUGCUACUACUACUAACUACUAUCACUAUUCUAACUAUACUACUACUACUACUGACCUACUACUGCUACUGCUACUUCUACUACUACUACUAACUACUAUACUACUACUACUACUACUUACUACUAUACUACUACUACUACUACUACUACUACUACUACUACCUACCUACUACUACUACUCUACUGUGACUACCACUACAUACUGCACUACUACUACUACUACUACUACACUACUACUACUACUACUACUACUAUACUACUACUAUACUACUACUACUACUAUACUACACUACUACUACUUACUACUACUUACUACUAACUACACUACUACUACUCUACUACUAACCUACUACUACUACUACUUACUACUACUACUACUACUACUACUAAUACUUACUACUACUACUACUACUUUGAUACUACCUACUACUACUACUACUACUACUACUACUACUACUACUACUACUACUACUACUACUACUAUACUGACUACUACUACUACUACUACUACUACUACUAUACUACUACUCUACUACUACUACUACUACUACUUACUGAUACUACUACACUACUACACUACUACCUACUACUACUACUACUACUACUACUACUCUUGUACUACUACUACUACUACUACUACUACUACUACUACUACUACUACUACUACUACUACUACUACUACUACUACUAACUACUACUACUACUACUACUACUACCUACUACUCUACUACUACUACUGUUGAUACUACUACUACUAUACUAGCUACUACUACUACUGACUACUGACUACUACUACUACUAUACUACUACUACUACUAACUACUACUACUACUACUACUACUACUACUACUACUAACUACUACUACGUUGAUACUACACUACUACACUAACUACUACUACUGACUAUACACUACAACUACUACUACUACUACUACUGUUGAUACUACCACUACUACUACUGACCUAGCUACUUACUACUACUACUACUCUGCUCUACUACUACUACUACUAUAUCUACUACUACUACUACUACUACUACUGCACUGGACUACUACUACUACUGUAUGCAUACUACUAUCUACUACUACUGCUACUGCUCUGCUACACUACUACUGCUACUGCUACUAUACUGAUACUAGCUAUUGCUACUCUACUACUACUACUACUACUAUACUACUACUACUACUUACUACUUAACUACUAACAUACUACUACUACUAUACUACAUAAUACUACAACUACUAUUACUACUAUGUACUAGUACUAUCAGUCUGAGUCAGAGGCGAUAUGAAGGAAGGUACUUCAGUACUACCUUGACAAACCUCUCUUCACCUUCUUCUCAAAACUAAAGAAACAAGUUCGAUGAGAGCACAGCUGAGGAGAGGUAGUUGAGGAGAGGUGAGGAGUCACAUACUAAUGACAUAAUCCAUUACUUCACUGUCUUCCAGAUCGAGGGUGAGAAGGCGGAGGUAGGUGAGCGUCGUCGGGAGGCGGAGGUGGAGAGGGCUUCGGCCAGGGAGGAGAUGGGGAGGCUGCAGCAGGAGCUCCAGGACCUGACUGCUGACAGACGGGCCCUGGAGACCUCCUAUAGCCUCCUGCAGGAAAACAACCAGAGACUGGAGGCUGAACUGGCACUGCUGCGGAGGGAGAACAACCAAAUCCUGGAACAGCAUGCACAGGUCAGGCUCAGACCUCCUUUUGGUCCUCCCCCCUCCUCCCUCCCUCCCUCCCUCCCUCCCUCCCUCCCUUCCUCCUCCUUCCUUCCCUUCCUUCUUCCUUCCUUCCUUCCUUCCUUCCUUCUUCCUUCCUUCCUUUCCUUCCUUCCUUCCUUCCUUCCUCCUUCCUUCUCCUUCCUUCCUCCUCCCUACAUCCCCUUCCUUCCCCUACCUCUGCCUUCCCUUCUUCCUUCCUUCCUACUUUCCUUCCUCUUCUUCCUCCUUCCUCAAUCUUCCUCCAACUCCUCAUGCCCUACCCGGCCUCAACCCGCCGCGCAAGACGCCACCCUACCCUCCCUCCCUCCCUCCCUCCUCACCUCCCUCCCUCCCUUCCUUUCCUCUCCUUCCUUCCUUCCUUCCUUCCUUCCUUCCUUCCUUCCUUCCUCCUCUCUCCUCCCUCCUCCUCCCUCCCUCCUCUCCUCCUCCCCUCCUCAUUCCUCCCCCCCAUUCUCCUCCACCUAA